AUGAACCUAAAAAUUGUCCUCAUCCUCCUGGCUUUGGCUCUUGCCACCGUUUUAGCUUUAAUUUGUGUGCUGUUGACUCGAGGAGAAAAACCAACCAACUGCAAGUCCCAGCCUCUGAGAAGCCAGAAGGAAAAGCCCAGGGGCUUCAGCUUGGUGUUUGCUGAUCUGACUCCAGAAGAAAUGGUGCAAGUGGUGAAGUAUCUACAGGAAAACCUUGGGGUGCCACUGGUAGAUGCCUCUCAAGCAAACCCUUCUGACAACUGCAUUUAUUACAUUGAUGUGCAACUCCCCGCCAAGGCAGAGGUGCUGCAGUUCUUGGAUCAAGGGGGAGGCCACCCCCCACGGCAGGCGCUGGCUGUGGUGUACUUUGGAAACCAACCAGACCCAAACAUCACGGAGUAUGUGGUGGGCCCUUUGCCCAUCCCAACGACUCACCGCGACGUUACUUUGGAGAAAUAUGGAGAGAAGCUCCCAUACUACCGCAGACCAGUGCUAGCUGUUGAGUACAAGCAGAUUGCAGGGCUCCUAAGGGAGACAGUGUUCCCCAUGGCACCAACAUUUAUGAGUCAGACUUUUAAUUAUGAUCGUACCAAUUUAGCAGUCAUGACCUCAGCCCCGCGGGGGUUCCAGUCUACUGAUCGCAACACGUGGUUUGUCUUGUUCCAGAAUGUGAGCGGCUUCUUCCUGCACCCGGUGGGGCUGGAGGUACUGGUGGACCACAGCAGCCUGGACUUGUCCCAGUGGAGGGUGAGCAAAGUGUUCUAUAAUGGCCAGUACUAUGGGGAUAUGGCCCAGCUGGAAAAUGAGUUCAAGCAAGGCCACGUGACAGUGGACAAAAUUCAACAAGCCCCUCUAGAUGGAGGAUUUUCUUCCAUGAGGCCCAGAGCAGCCCCUGCGGCACCAUUCCCUUUGCAGUAUGAGCCUCAUGGUCCUCGCUACCACAUUGAAAACAAUGAAGUCAUUUACCAGGCUUGGAGCUUUGCUUUUGGGAUGAGCGUGAACACAGGGAUGCGGCUGUUUGACAUCAGGUUUAAGGGGGAGAGGAUUGUCUAUGAAAUCAGUGUCCAGGAAGCCAUGUCCAUCUAUGGCUCCAACUGCCCUGGUGGGAUGACAAUCAGGUACAUGGAUGGGAGUUUUGGCAUAGGGAGAUUCAGUUUCCCAUUAGUCCAGGGUGUCGAUUGUCCUUAUUCAGCCACCUAUCUGGAUGUGCCCUACUUGGUUCAGUCACAGACGCCUAGCAUUAAUAAGAACUCUCUCUGUGUGUUUGAGCUGAACUCCAAGUCUCCUUUGAGGCGCCAUUACUCAAACUUGCAGUCCAUGUACUAUGGGGGCUUGACUAACUCUGCGCUGGUCAUUAGAUCCAUUGCCACUGUGGGCAACUAUGACUAUGUCUGGGACUUCCUCUUCUACCAGAACGGAGCUAUUGAAGCCAAAGUCCAGGCCACAGGGUAUAUGAGUUCUUCCUUUCUCUACGGUGAUGGUCUGGAGUAUGGCCACAGGGUUGGGGAACACACGCUGGGGACACUGCACACCCAUUCCAUGAACUACAAAGUGGACUUGGAUGUUGGAGGUAUGUGUCUUGGUUGA
Alligator sinensis (Chinese alligator) is the source of this 1587-nucleotide messenger RNA. RefSeq names its product retina-specific copper amine oxidase. The record is from RefSeq and is a predicted model, not a curated record. Gene Ontology annotation, biological process: amine metabolic process. Gene Ontology annotation, cellular component: plasma membrane. Gene Ontology annotation, molecular function: copper ion binding; primary methylamine oxidase activity; quinone binding. The coding region runs from base 1 to 1587 and encodes 528 amino acids. Lineage: Eukaryota; Metazoa; Chordata; Crocodylia; Alligatoridae. The transcript has a single exon.